Messenger RNA from Pollicipes pollicipes, 1843 nucleotides. Its product is annotated as peptidyl-prolyl cis-trans isomerase G. Gene Ontology annotation, molecular function: peptidyl-prolyl cis-trans isomerase activity; cyclosporin A binding. Gene Ontology annotation, cellular component: cytoplasm; mitochondrion. The record is from RefSeq and is a predicted model, not a curated record. The coding region runs from base 191 to 1843 and encodes 550 amino acids. Gene Ontology annotation, biological process: protein folding; protein peptidyl-prolyl isomerization. The transcript is spliced from 12 exons. NCBI's taxonomy places the organism in Eukaryota, Metazoa, Arthropoda, Thecostraca, Pollicipedomorpha, Pollicipedidae.
CAAGACCGGCCGCUCUGCACGUUUGGUGCAGUGGGGUGCCAUAUCGUGCAUUUAACGUGAAUAUUCAUGAUUUUGCUUUUGGGUUAAACUUUGGAGCGUCGUAUGUUAAUUUGCUGUGAAUUGACACGUUUCCGUAUAAGGACUUGGUCGAGGUGUUCGUCUUCACAAGGCAUACCAAAGACCGGCCGCCAUGACGGUCAAGUCGGGUCGCGUGCGGUGCUUCUUCGACCUGGAGCUGGACGGCGUGCCGCUGGGCCGGGUGGUGUUCGAGCUGUUCAGCGACCUGUGCCCGAUCACGGCCGAGAACUUUCGCGCCCUCUGCACCGGCGAGAAAGGCCUCGGCCAGAACACAGGCAAGCCGCUGCACUACCAGCACGUCAAGCUGCACCGCGUCGUCAAGGACUUUAUGAUCCAGGGCGGCGACUUCUCGGCCGGCAACGGCACCGGCGGCGAGUCCAUCUACGGCGGCACCUUCGACGAUGAAAACUUCGAACUCGAGCAUGACCAGCCGUUCCUGCUAUCCAUGGCGAAUCGCGGCAAGAAUACCAACGGAUCCCAGUUCUUUCUAACUACCCAGCCUGCGCCGCACCUGAAUGGAGUUCACGUAGUGUUCGGGCACGUGGUGUCCGGCCAGGAGGUCGUGACCCAGGUGGAGUCGGUGUCCACGGACAACAAGUCGCGUCCGCUGCAGGACGUGCGCAUCGCCCGCUGCGGCGAGCUGGUGCUGCAGACCAAGCAGAAGGAAAAGAAGAAGAAGAAGAAACGAGACCGAAGUGCUUCUUCUGAGGCGGAGGAAAGGAGCAAAAAGAAAAAGAAACACGACAAAAAGGAAAAGAAGGCAAAGAAAGCCAAGGAAUCGGAGGCGCCUGAGGAGGGCGAGGUGGCGGAGGAGGCGACAGAGGAGCCAGCCGGUGCCGACCACCCGCUCGCCUCUACCACCAAGAUCGAUCCGGACGAGAUCCCACCCGUGCCCGAGAACCGCUUCUUGGACCGUGGCGGGGGACGCGCCGGCGCCGGCGGCGACGGAGGCGGAGAGAGCAGCCGGCCUCGCGAGCGGGAGCGCGAGGGAGAGCACCGGCACAGGGAGCGGCGCCGCUCGCGUACCGAGAUCCGCGCCGGCAAGCGCAUCAAAGGGCGCGGCUUCCUGCGGUACGACCCGGAGAUGGCCCGCUCUCGCAGCCGCACGCCGCCCCACUGGCGCGUCGCGCAGAAGCGCACCAUCAAACUGAGCGACUUCGAGCGUAUCAAGGAGCAGGAGAGCCGGCGCGCCGAGGAGCUGAAGACCCGCGAGGAGGAGCGCCAGAAGCGCCACGCCGAGCGCGACCAGCAGGAGCAGGAGCGACGCGAGCGGCGCCACAAGGAGCGCGAGGAGCGGCACAAACGGCGGGCCGGCCGCUCGGGCGAGGACGCUGAGCGCGGCGGUUCGGCCGGCCACGCCGGCGAGGAGGCAGACGUGGAGGAUAUCCACGAGCGGCUGGACUACGAGGACGCCGCCGUCGACGAGCAGCAGGCGGCCGCCGUGGAUGAGGACGAGUCGGCCGACGAGGACGAGUCGGGCCGCAGGCUGCUGCGGCUCAUCCAGGAGCGCCAGAAGCGCCGGCUGGAGGCGUUCGAGCUCUCGCAAGCGCUCCAGCUCGCGCGGGAAGCGCUCAGGCUCUCGCGAGCACUCUUCCAGGGCCCGCGGUCGCCGCUCCCGCUCGAGGAACCGUCGUUCUCGCUCCAGGGACCGGCGCUCUCGCUCCAGGGACCGACGUUCGCGCUCGAGAGACCGCCGGUCUCGCUCCAGGGACCGUCGCUCGCGCUCCAGAGACCGCUACCGUCGCCACGGUCGUCGCUGAAGUGA